GACGAGCACACCUUCACCGCCAUCGACAUCAACCGGCUGCACCAGAUCACACCUUUUGCAAUCAUGGGCCACACGAACUUCGAGAGCCUGCGCAACAUGGUCCGGCAUGGGCAGCUCGGGGAGGUCGACACGCUCACCGGCAUCCCGUCCUUCUGCGAGCCCUGCGUCAUGGGCAAGAUGAAGAAGCUCCCCUUCAAGCGGAGCACCACGCCCGCCUCGCGCCCGCUCCAGUUCGUCUCCUGCGACGUUGGUGGCCCCGUCGACCCCGCUGCGAUUGGCGGCUACCUCUAC
Molecule: messenger RNA, 291 nt
Organism: Schizophyllum commune H4-8
Lineage: Eukaryota; Fungi; Basidiomycota; Agaricomycetes; Agaricales; Schizophyllaceae
Exons: 2
Source: RefSeq, a predicted model, not a curated record